Molecule: messenger RNA, 1366 nt
Organism: Vanessa atalanta (red admiral)
Lineage: Eukaryota; Metazoa; Arthropoda; Insecta; Lepidoptera; Nymphalidae
Product: zinc finger protein 93-like
Exons: 2
Coding region: 160-1248 (362 amino acids)
Biological process (GO): regulation of transcription by RNA polymerase II
Cellular component (GO): nucleus
Molecular function (GO): RNA polymerase II transcription regulatory region sequence-specific DNA binding; DNA-binding transcription factor activity, RNA polymerase II-specific
Source: RefSeq, a predicted model, not a curated record
AUUUAGUACAAUGCAAAGAAAAUUAAUCUCAAUUAUACUUCAUAAAUGAAUGUUAUAUACUUUAGCUUAUAUUAGGCUUAAGCAUUUGAUAAUGAAAAGCAAGCCACGUUAGCGAUACCGGGCACUCAGCGGCCGACGCCAAGGACAAGCAUUUGGCAAAUGACAAUAUACGAAAGAUUAAAUGCCGCAACCUUCUUAGAAACAACUACGAUCAAACCAUUUUUUUAUCAGCAAGCAAAUUUCAAAUGCUUUUAUUGCACUGAAGUUUUUCCAGAAAUACAUUCAGUAUUGCAACACACAGCUUUUCAUCCGGUUCCGGAUAGAUCGAGUCUCCUCAAGCAGUAUUUAAGGAAAGGCAAACGCGUGAUUAAAGUUGAUAUAUCUAAUUUGAGAUGCAAAUUAUGCGAACAGAAGUUUUCCGACCUCGAUGAUAUUAGAAAGCAUUUGAUAGUCAUGCACAAAAAGGAAUUUAAUGCAGCUGGAAACGGUCUCAUGGCUUAUGACCUGAGUACGAACAAUGGUGUUCUCUCGUGUCAUAAAUGCGGAAAGACCUUCAACUCGUUUUUUCUUCUGAAUAGACAUAUGAAUGCCCAUUUCAGUGUCGUCUGCGAAACCUGUGGCCUUGGAUUCAUUUCACACCAGCGUCUCAUUAACCACAGGAUAGUUCAUCAGAAUGGUGUGCAUAAAUGCGAUAAGUGCCAAGAUAUAUUCCCGACAAAAUUGAAAUUAAGGUACCACAUAUUCAAGAAACACGAAAUGACAAAUGCGAAGAGAGUGAAACCAUUGAAAUGUCCACAUUGCUUGGAACGAUUUUCAGAGCAUUAUCGAAAGAUGACACAUUUGAAGGAGGCGCAUGGAAUAAUCUUUACGUUCGAAUGUCAAGUUUGCAAAGCGAUUUUCCCGACUCGUCGAGCCUUGACGGAACACACAACAAAGCAACAUACCCAAAAAAUUCAAUGCAAAGUAUGCGGAAAGUGUUUCGGAACGAAAUCGCUUUUGAAGAUGCAUUCACGUGGACAUACCGGAGAAAGAAAUUUCUACUGCAACGUAUGCCAGAAAGCAUACAUGCACGAGAGAACUUUACGCCAGCAUAUGCGAGUACAUGGACCUGUUUUGAAGUUCACGUGCUGUGAAUGCGGCAGUGGUUUUCAUAAUCGUAAUGAUUAUAACAAACAUAUGAAACAGUGGCACCCCCAGUGGCAGUUUAGGACUAUUAUUAAGAACUUUGGAUCUGAACUCGUAAACUGAUUUACUGUAUAGUUAUUUAGGUUUCGAACGGGCUAGUGGUAAUACAAGUCACGAUUAAAUGUUGUGAUGAAAAUAUUGAAAAUUAAUUUUAUUUUACUUGCGGCAUAGAUUUAGAUUU